This is a messenger RNA of Staurois parvus, 357 nucleotides long. The record is from the annotation of a GenBank genome assembly. NCBI's taxonomy places the organism in Eukaryota, Metazoa, Chordata, Amphibia, Anura, Ranidae.
CGGGGGGAUGAGCGGGGGAUACGGUGAAUGCGGGGUCCGGGGAGAGCGGAUACGGUGAAUGCGGGGUCCAGGGGAGAGAAGCGGAUAUGGAGUGAAUGAAUGCGGGGUCCGGGAGAGAGCGGGUAUAUAGCGAAAUGCCGGGUCCGGGGAGAGCAGGAUAUAGUGAAUGCGGGGUCCGGGGAAGCGGAUAAACAUAUGAAAUGCGGGGGUCCGGGAGAGAGCGGAUAUAUAGUGAAUGCGGGGUCCGGGAGAUAGGCGGGUAUAUAAGUUGAAUGCGGGGUCCGGGGAGAGCGGAUAUGUGCGAAUGCGGGGUCCGGGGAGAGCGGAUAUGGUGAAUGCUAGGGUAGUCCGGGGAGA